Messenger RNA from Numida meleagris (helmeted guineafowl), 912 nucleotides. RefSeq names its product gonadotropin-releasing hormone II receptor-like. The annotation marks the transcript as partial. Lineage: Eukaryota; Metazoa; Chordata; Aves; Galliformes; Numididae. Gene Ontology annotation, molecular function: gonadotropin-releasing hormone receptor activity; peptide binding. The transcript is spliced from 2 exons. Gene Ontology annotation, cellular component: membrane. The record is from RefSeq and is a predicted model, not a curated record. Gene Ontology annotation, biological process: G protein-coupled receptor signaling pathway.
CCCCGCCCCCCCCAGGCCUUCGUGUUCCGCACCGUGAGCCGCACGCGGCCGCGCCGCUUCGUGCAGUGCGCCACGGUGGGCAGCUUCGCGGCGCGCUGGCAGGAGACGCUGUACAACAUGUUCACCUUCGCCUGCCUCUUCCUGCUGCCGCUGCUCGUCAUGCUGCUGUGCUACGGCCGCAUCCUGGCCGCCAUCUCGGGCACCAUGAGGGCAGCGCGCGCGUCCUCCCGGGACGUGCAGCUGCGCCGCUCCCACGACCGCAUCCCGCGGGCGCGCAUGCGGACGCUGAAGAUGUCGGUGGUGGUGGUGCUGACCUUCGUGUGCUGCUGGACGCCCUACUACCUGCUGGGGCUGUGGUACUGGUUCUCCCCGGAGAUGCUGACCCGGGGCAGGGUGCCGCCGGCGCUCAGCCACAUCCUCUUCCUCUUCGGCCUCUUCAACACGUGCCUGGACCCGCUGGUUUACGGGCUCUUCACGGUGCAUUUCUGCGGCUGUGGCCGCCGGCGGCGCCGCCAGGACGCGGCCUCGGCGCUCAACGGCUCCGUCCGCGCCUCCGCCGCCCGCAGAGCCCCCGGCAGCGCCGGGAAGGACGAGCGGGAGGCGACCGAGGGGGGGGACCCGGCGGGGGGGAGCCCCAAAGGGCCUCGUGACGCCGCGCCGGGAGCAGCGGCCGAGCCGUCGGUUUUCGGCGGGUCCCGAAGGAGCGAGGACAGGAGGCGGAGCUCAGCUCGCGUUUAAUGAAGGACAAACCGCGAGAGGACGACGGACAGAAAUAAAAGUUACCGGAAAGGCCGCGAGCGGAGAUGGGUCCGUGCCCCGGCGCCGAGCGGGCGGAGGGGACGGGGAACGGCCGCGGGCGGACAGAGCCCAGCGCUCCGCCCAGGAUCGCGGCCGAGCGCCGCGUCACCUUCA